AUGGCGGCGCCUGAUAUUGGCCAUUCUCAAGGACCAGUAUCUCUUGAUGCCAGUCUUGCACUCGAAGAUUCACAUCUGCCAGCCGAUGCAAAGCCAGGUCACCUCCCACAACAAGUACAAGAUAUUGAGCAUCUCUACCUCGGCUUUAAAACCACACUCCCAGCGCCGGCUGGACUGACAGAACCCAAGCCCGGAGCCGCUACGCUACCACAAUGCCCCGAUUUGAAGAAAUAUAUCUCUCCUUUCCUUUGGUCGAGUGCACGCAAGUCAGUGAUUACAUGGCUAGCAUGUUGUGUUACCCUGUUGGCUGGUUAUUCGGCUGGUCAAAUCACACCAACCGCAACGCAGCUGCUUCCUGUCUGGAAUGUCAGUAAUGUUGCCUUCAAUACUGGUAUUACAGUCUUCUGCGUCGGGUUUGCCAUUGCCCCCAUGGUUCUGGCUCCCUUUUCUGAGAUCAACGGUCGGCGGCCUGUGUUUAUUGCCAGUGGCGUACUUUUUACAGCUUGUAUUUUUGGCUGUGGUGGAUCAAAUUCAUUUGGAGGAUUGCUCGUUGCUCGGUUCUUUCAAGGUGUUGGUGGAUCGACGUAUUCAACCAUGGUUGGUGGAGUCAUCAGUGAUAUUUAUCAUGCCGAGGACCGUAACACACCCAUGGCCUUGUUUGCUGGGGCAGCGCUCUUCGGAACAGGCCUAGCUCCUAUUUGCGCUGGCAGUAUCGUCGCGCAUACGUCCUGGCGAUGGGUUUACUGGUCCCAUGGAAUCGUCAGCGGAGUUUUUGUGAUUAUCAUGUAUAUUUUCCUAGAUGAGACGCGGGGAAGCAUUCUUCUAAGCCGCAAAGCUCGUGCCCUCAACGGAUGGUAUGAAAGCCUUGAAGAAGCUGGCCACUUUGGAGUGGUGUUUCCAUCUGAUGGGUCCUUGGAAAAACAGACAGUUCGUCGGAUUCGCUGGAAGGUGAAAGCCGAUGACGAGCGGGAGUCGCUUGUCAAGAUGAUUAGCAUCUCAUGCUAUCGGCCUUUCCAUUUACUGUUUUCCGAGCCAGUGGUAUUUUUCUUUUCCAUCUGGGUGUCUUUCAGUUGGGCAAUUUUGUACCUGCAGUUUGGAUCUAUUCCUCUGGUUUUUGAGACCAACCACGGGUUUACAGUUGAGCAGUCUGGUGCUGUCUUCGCAUCGAUGUCGGUGGGUGCUAUACUGGCUACUAUUUUGAGUAUUGCCCAGGAAAAAAUAGCAAUUCGUUUUGGUAAGAUGUCCAGCACUCCAGAAGGCCGCUUAUACUUUGCGUGUAUCGAAUCCAUCUUGAUGCCCGUAGGCCUCUUCUGGUUUGGCUGGACAUCUUUUUCAUCUAUUCCGUGGAUCUUGCCAGCAAUCGCGGUGGGAUGUGCUACGAUGGGCAUUUUCUCUAUCUAUCUGGCAGUUUUCAACUACCUCGCCGACACAUACCAUCGAUAUGCAAGCUCUGCGCUUGCAGCUCAAUCUUUCUGCCGUAAUAUGUUGGGAGGUGUUUUUCCAUUAGUCACCAAUGCCUUGUUCACCAACCUCGGAUACCCCGCAGCCUCCAGCCUUUUAGGCGGCAUUGGUGCAUUGUUGACUAUUGUGCCAUGGGUGCUUGUCUUCUUCGGGCCGAAGAUUCGUGCUCGCAGUAAAUUUGCUAGUGAAUUGGUGCAUCAACAUUGA
Molecule: messenger RNA, 1668 nt
Organism: Talaromyces proteolyticus
Lineage: Eukaryota; Fungi; Ascomycota; Eurotiomycetes; Eurotiales; Trichocomaceae
Product: putative MFS multidrug transporter
Exons: 9
Coding region: 1-1668 (555 amino acids)
Biological process (GO): transmembrane transport
Molecular function (GO): transmembrane transporter activity
Source: RefSeq, a predicted model, not a curated record